Cervus elaphus (red deer) is the source of this 864-nucleotide messenger RNA. It is a transcript of the gene ARGFX, whose product is annotated as arginine-fifty homeobox. The record is from RefSeq and is a predicted model, not a curated record. Gene Ontology annotation, biological process: regulation of transcription by RNA polymerase II. Gene Ontology annotation, cellular component: nucleus. Gene Ontology annotation, molecular function: DNA-binding transcription factor activity, RNA polymerase II-specific; RNA polymerase II cis-regulatory region sequence-specific DNA binding. Lineage: Eukaryota; Metazoa; Chordata; Mammalia; Artiodactyla; Cervidae.
UUGGGCACUCCAAGGGAGUUCAUGACAGGAUUUUUUUCAUCACGACCUGCGACGUGUGGAAUCUUAACUCCCCGACCAGGGAUCAAACCCGGGCCCUCGAAAGUGAAAGCAAAAUGGAAGAAGAGUCAUGAACGCACCUCGUUCACACACACACAGUAUAAGGAGUUGGAGGCUCUGUUUAGCUGCAACAUGUUUCCAGAUAAAAACCUCCAGAGAGAACUUGCUUUAAAACUCAAUCUACCGGAAUCAACAGUAAAGAUUUGGUUCAGGAACCGGCGGUUCAAAAUGAAGAAGCAGCAGCAGCAGCAAGAGCAGCAAUCACCAAAGCCACCAAGCCAGGUCCUUCCAGCCAAGGAUGUGCCCACAGCAUCAACCAGCCCUCAUUCUUUUCUCCUUGCAGUUUCAGAUUCCUAUAACUCCCUCUCACCUCAGUCCUUAGACCCUUCCCCCUGGGCAGGGGACUCUAUGAUCAUGGAGAUUCCUACAAGUGAUGUCCAAAUGCAAGAUCCUCAAUUGGAGAGGCUAGUGGCCUCAGUUCCUGCUUUGUACUCUGAUGCAUUUGAUAUCACCCAAAUCAUGGAACUGUACAGUUUUCCCGAUGAGGAUGACAUCACCAACUCUUCCUUCUAUUCUCUGUAUCAGUAUCUCUCACCGACAAGGCCCAGUUAGAAGAAUUCUUCUCUUAGAGUCUUUGCUGAUCCAGGUGUAGGUUUAUUUCCUGGGCAGACCUGCUUCAGUGUGACAAGCUGGAGCUUUGCAGUCUAUAGUGCACAGGACAGCCUGGAAUUCCAGAACCCCUCCAUUAUGGUGCACUUUGGGUUUCUCUGAUCCAAGUACUAAUAAACAUCAGAUAGUAUAGAAAAA